UGUAUUUUUCAUUUCCUUUAAUGAAAAGUUUAUAAUUUUUGAAUAUUUUUUUUUCACCGAAUGUUAGUUAGCGGUCUACUGCAUCUUAGAUCCAAAGCAAAAUCGCCCAAAUUUCCAAAAUCCUGAAAAUCAAAAACCUUUUCACAUCUCUUCUCUUCAACUUUCUCUCACUACUCCUUCUCUCUUCACAUGUAUAAAAGGAGGGAAAAUGAAUUGAACAGAAUUGAAUUCAGUCUCGCGGCCAAUUAAUCCCCCUGCGGUCGGAGCAGCAUUUUUCAGAUCGCGGCGGCGCAGCCUCUCUCAGAUCUAAGCUGCGGAAUCGGAAACCGGUAUUGAAUUCUUCGACAGCGGGUUGAUAUCUCGUAGCCUGCCUGGGGUGGUUGGUUGAUGAAGAACGGGAUGAUAGAGUGCAGUGUCUGUCAUUCCAAAUUGGUUAAUCCAUCCACUAAGGCUGUUUCGCGAGCUUAUGAUCGACAUAGGAGCAAGGUUUCGUCAAAACAGCGGGUGCUUAAUUUCUUGUUAGUUGGCGGUGAUUGUGUCCUAGUUGGUUUACAGCCUGUUCUGGUUUAUAUGUCAAAGGUUGAUGGCCGCUUUGCAUUUAGCCCCAUUAGUGUCAACUUUUUGACGGAGGUUAUGAAAGUUUUUUUUGCAAUUGCAAUGCUUAUAUUCCAGGCUAGGAGACAGAAGGCUGGUGAGAAGCCGCUUCUCUCAAUCUCCACGUUCAUUCAGGCUGCUCGUAGUAAUAUGCUACUUGCCGUUCCAGCCCUUCUUUAUGCUAUUAAUAAUUACCUGAAGUUCAUUAUGCAGCUGUAUUUCAACCCUGCAACAGUAAAAAUGUUAAGCAAUCUAAAGGUUUUAGUGAUUGCUGUACUUUUGAAGGUCGUUAUGAAACGUCGAUUUUCAAUAAUUCAGUGGGAAGCUCUUGCAUUGUUGCUGAUUGGUAUCAGCAUAAAUCAACUUAAAUCCUUACCUGAAAACACCGCUGCUUUGGCUCUUCCAGUCACAACUGUUGCAUAUGUGUAUACUUUGAUAUUUGUUACUGUUCCUUCUAUGGCCUCAGUCUUCAAUGAAUAUGCUCUGAAAAGCCAAUAUGACACAAGCAUUUAUCUUCAGAACUUAUUUUUGUACGGAUAUGGCGCUAUAUUCAACUUUCUCGGAAUUCUUGGAACUGUCGUAAUAAAAGGUCCUAGCAGCUUUGAUAUAUUAGAAGGACACUCAAAAGCAACCAUGCUUUUAAUAUGUAACAAUGCAGCGCAGGGAAUACUAUCCUCCUUUUUCUUCAAAUAUGCUGAUACAAUUUUGAAGAAGUACUCGUCUACUGUAGCCACAAUAUUUACAGGCAUAGCAUCUGCUGUCAUGUUUGGCCAUACAUUGACCAUAAAUUUUAUGUUGGGGAUUUCAGUUGUUUUCAUUUCAAUGCACCAGUUCUUUUCGCCUCUUUCAAAAGUUAAGGAUGAUGAGUCAAGUGGUGUGCUUGAGAAAGUGAAUGUUCAGGAUGAUCAUAGGUCAAGUGAUUCAUCCUUCAUAGAAAUAGCUGCUGGAGCUAAUGAGGAGGCUAGUCAUCGUGUGGGACCUGAUGAAAGACAACCUCUUCUUCCCACCUAAAGUUGCUUUGCUUCAGUAUUUUCGACACUGUCUGUGCAAGAUAUAGAACAGAAGAUAACGCAAUGUUUAUUAGGAAAAGAAGAAGAAGAAUAAAAUGUGAUCGGAUCUCAACACUUCGAAGAAGUACGGUUAGUGUCAUUUUCUCUCUGGCACAUCGAUUCUUCCCCAGAAGAGUUUGAAAAUACGUGGUCGGAGAAUUCAACCUUUGAAGAUAUAUAGGACAAGUGCUACAUGUUUUGUCUGCCGUCUUACUCUUAUAUACCCACAGUGUUAGACUCAUAACUCAUUAUGUAUAUUGAUGAUUUAUAGGUCAAUUAUAAGUUGAUUCAUUUUUUACUGAAGAUAUCUUCAAUCUAUAUGUAUUUUUAAGUCCA
Molecule: messenger RNA, 1979 nt
Organism: Salvia miltiorrhiza (redroot sage)
Lineage: Eukaryota; Viridiplantae; Streptophyta; Magnoliopsida; Lamiales; Lamiaceae
Product: CMP-sialic acid transporter 4-like
Exons: 16
Coding region: 388-1605 (405 amino acids)
Biological process (GO): pyrimidine nucleotide-sugar transmembrane transport
Cellular component (GO): Golgi membrane
Molecular function (GO): pyrimidine nucleotide-sugar transmembrane transporter activity
Source: RefSeq, a predicted model, not a curated record